Prunus armeniaca (apricot) is the source of this 1125-nucleotide messenger RNA. NCBI's taxonomy places the organism in Eukaryota, Viridiplantae, Streptophyta, Magnoliopsida, Rosales, Rosaceae. The record is from the annotation of a GenBank genome assembly.
AUGGAAACUGAAGAUUCCCCCCAAGCUACAGAUUUUCUUCUGUUGGCUUACCACGAUAAAAUCUCUUCCAAUGAACAAAGGGCAAAAAGAAAUCUAACCGCUGACCCUUCCUAUGGUAUCUGUGGUUGGACUUCGGAAUCUGUUCUCCAUAUUCUUAGAGAUUUCCCCAGAGCUCAAAGUAUAUGGAAUAAUGUGCUAACCCAUUCACCAAGCACACUGUUUUUCCACGCUAAUCUCAAAGCCUGGAUCUAUAGUAAUCUGCUAUCUAAAACUAGUUGGAGUGCUGUUGCUAGAGCUCUAGCUAAGGCUAAAGGGAACGUUCUUCGAAUAUUUGCCUACCUGCUCCUUGAGGAUAAAAUACUUGGACUUCCAAGAUUAUUACUACGUGUGACUACUUGCACUUGGGUAUACGCAACAGCUGGGAUGCCAUGGAGCAUUGGGUUUGUCUUUACUUGUUGGUAUAUAUGGAAAUGGAGGAAUCAAUAUGUGUUUAAUGAGGAGGAACCCCUUCCUUUUAGCCCGCUGAUUGUUAUUUUGAAUGCUGCAAGAGAAUGGUUCUCUAAUGCUUAUGCUCUCCAGUCCAAAACUCUCAAGACUCAGGUCCCUCUAGCUUGGGAGCCCCUCGCUGUUGGUGGCUUCAAACUGAAAGUGGAUAGGUCUCGGAUAAGUUCUAAUGGAGCUAUUGGUGCUGGAGGUGUGAUUCGAAACUCUUUAGGGGAUUGGGUCACGGGUUUUACAGUUAAUCUAGGCAAAGGCCAGAUCUUAGAUGUUGAGAUAUGGGGGCUGUUCUUUGGCCUUAAAUUGGCAGCAGAAAGAGGUAUCUCUAACCUUGUGGUAGAGAUGGAUUCUGCAACUGCAGUACAUCUUCUCCAAAGGUCUGAGACCCCUAGCUUUCAUCCUCUUCCUGGAGUGCUCUCAGACUGCAGAAAGUUUGUUGAACAACUUGGAAAUUGUGGUGUAAAUCAUGUUUACCGUGAGCAGAACUGUGUGGCUGACAGUCUAGCCCAAGCGAGCUACAACGGUGAUCUGGGCGUAUGGCCUCUUGACUCUGCUCCAGCUUGGAUUGGCACCUUAUUAGCUGACGACGUGAUGGGGGUCUCUAAGACCCGCUGGAUCUUGUUUUGA